Funneliformis geosporum is the source of this 561-nucleotide messenger RNA. Lineage: Eukaryota; Fungi; Glomeromycota; Glomeromycetes; Glomerales; Glomeraceae. The record is from the annotation of a GenBank genome assembly.
AUGGACGAUCUGGCAGAUGCGUUAAUGAAUAAGCUUGACCGCUACAAAGUCUUCCCGCCAUAUUACAACAAUCCGGAAGAAUUGUUAAAUCCAUCAAAAGUAAGAAGCGUUGGCCCACCAAGACCUCCAAACGGAUUUUUACUUUGUAGAAAAAAUGUUCACAGGCUAGCCAAAGAACGAGGAAUAUGCAAUAUGAGGGUGAUUAGCAAAGUAACGGGGAUGCUAUGGCGAGGUGCCACUUUAGACGAAAAAGAGCAAUACGAGAACCUUGCACUUAGCGUUCAACGCCUACACUCCAAGAGAUAUCCGAAUUACAAGUAUAGACCUCGAGCCAGGACGGAUGGGCCAUUGCAUCCAUUGCAUCAACCUUAUAUUACACCCCAACAGCGAGAAUUACCUCGACAGCAUAUUAUAACCGAACAGCAACCACAGAAGCAACCUGAAGAACCUCUAGUUGGUCAAGUGCAGAUGAUGUCUUCUCAUCCAGCUUACUCGUUUGUGACUCACGCAGACUUUUACUCUUGGUAUAACACCUACGUUGUGGAAAAUUUCGGUUUGUAA